This is a messenger RNA of Rhodamnia argentea, 2887 nucleotides long. Its product is annotated as kinesin-like protein KIN-13B. The record is from RefSeq and is a predicted model, not a curated record. The coding region runs from base 404 to 2533 and encodes 709 amino acids. The transcript is spliced from 12 exons. Gene Ontology annotation, molecular function: microtubule motor activity; ATP binding; microtubule binding. Gene Ontology annotation, biological process: microtubule-based movement. NCBI's taxonomy places the organism in Eukaryota, Viridiplantae, Streptophyta, Magnoliopsida, Myrtales, Myrtaceae.
CUGAAGCGAAGGCAUCUUACCAAGUCGUCGUUUUUACUCAUUCUCUCGUCGGUCUCUCUCUAUCUACCUCUUUCUCAUACUGUUCACUUCAAUGGUGGACUCGUCGGUCCUCGUAAAAGGAAAAGGAGAGAGCUGCGAUAACGACUCCUUUCAUGGGAAAGAGAUCUUUCACUGCAUUUGACUCUCUCUCCCUCGCUCUCAUUUUCUCCGUCUAGACCUGCAUUUUUUUCCCAUUUUUGAUUGCUCGUAGUAAGGGAGGGAGACGGCGAGUGAGCUGUUCCGAUCGGAUUUGAGGGACAGCGAGCUGGUGAUUCCUGUUGCUGGCGAGUGCAUUUCGUGGUGGGGAUUGAGGGUGUUGAGCUGAGGUAAUUUUUUAUAGAUUUUGUCGCAGAGGGAGAGGGAGAUGAGUACAAUGGGGAGGCAGGUGCAGAGAUCUGGUGCGACGGCGGUGCACCAUCAGCGGCAGUACUCCGACAACUUCUUCGAGGGCUCGUCCAAUGGGAGGUGGCUUCAAUCUGCGGGUCUCCAGCACCUGCAGUCGUCGAAUCCGUUGGGUCCUCCUCUUCAGGACUUCGGUUACUACGGUGGUGGUGGUGGCCAGGGAUCACGAAUGUAUCGGAAUACCCAGAGGGGCUAUAAUGGGGGGAAUGAGUUCUACGUGGAGCCUUCAACACCUCCCACAAAUUCAAGGUCAUCAAGCCAGAGAAAGAAUGGGGAAGAUUCCCCAAGCGAGUUCAGUCCUGGGCUCUUAGAUCUACACUCUUUUGAUACCGAACUUCUUCCUGAGAUGCCAGUUUCUAGCCUCCAGGAUGGCCCUUCUAUAUAUCAUGCCCGUGGUAGAAGCUUUGAUGAUUCUGAACCAUACAUGCGAAACAACAAACAGGCUGGUAGAGCUCGUGCCCCGCCCGAGAAUAACCUGUUGAAAAGUUUUGCUGCAGACAAGGAUAAAACUAGUUCUGUUGCAAAGAUCAAAGUUGUGGUGCGAAAGCGGCCACUUAACAAGAAGGAAUUGGCUAAAAAUGAAGAAGACAUAAUAGACACACAUUCUAAUGACCUUACCGUCCAUGAGACUAAACUCAAGGUUGACUUGACCGAGUACGUGGAAAAACAUGAAUUUGUUUUUGAUGCUGUACUAAAUGAGGAGGUGUCAAAUGAUGAAGUUUACCAUGAGACUGUGGAGCCUAUAGUUCCUAUAAUUUUUCAACGAACGAAGGCUACUUGCUUUGCAUAUGGACAGACAGGAAGCGGAAAAACUUACACUAUGAAACCAUUGCCCCUCAAAGCAUCGCGUGAUCUCUUGAGGUUGAUGAACCACACUUACCGCAACCAAGGCUUUCAACUAUUUGUCAGCUUCUUUGAAAUAUACGGAGGAAAACUAUUUGAUCUUCUGAGCGACCGGAAGAAACUCUGCAUGAGAGAGGAUGGCAAGCAGCAAGUAUGCAUUGUAGGUUUACAGGAGUAUAGAGUAUCUGAUGUGGAGACAAUUAAAGAACUGAUUGAGAAAGGAAGUGCAACUAGAAGUACCGGCACAACUGGUGCCAAUGAAGAGUCGUCCCGAUCACAUGCCAUACUUCAGCUUGCCAUCAAGAGGUCAAUUGAUGGCAGUGAGUCAAAGCCUCCCCGUGUUGUGGGCAAGCUCUCCUUCAUUGAUCUCGCAGGAAGCGAACGUGGUGCCGAUACUACCGACAAUGACAAACAGACAAGAAUGGAAGGUGCAGAGAUCAAUAAGAGCCUACUUGCUCUCAAGGAAUGCAUUAGAGCUCUGGACAAUGACCAGGGUCACAUUCCUUUCAGAGGCAGCAAAUUAACCGAAGUUCUCAGGGAUUCCUUUGUUGGCAAUUCUCGCACUGUCAUGAUAUCGUGCAUUUCUCCAAGUUCCGGUUCUUGUGAGCAUACUCUCAAUACCUUAAGAUAUGCUGACAGGGUGAAGAGCCUCUCAAAAGGAAACAAUCCUAAGAAGGAUAUACUAUCUUCAACUACAAAUCUAAAAGAAUCAACUACCUUACCUUUGUCAUCCGUUGCAUCAAAUGCUUCCAACUUUGAGGAAGAUAUAACCACUUCUUGGCCAGAACAAAUAGGAGGAGAUAAUUAUGAUGUGUCGGAAGAAUUUUAUGAGCCAGAGAGAGCACAGUGGAAGAGGAACAGUGGGAAACUCGAGUCUUUGAAUCGUGCUGCUUCAGAAGAAAAAUUACAGAAAUUUAAUUUCUCCCAGACAAAGUGGAAGGACCAGCAGAGAUCAGAUGCCAAUAACUCUCAUUUCAGUGAUGAUUUAGAUACUCUUUUACAGGAAGAGGAAGAUCUGGUAAACGCUCACCGAAAACAAGUGGAAGACACAAUGAAUAUUGUCAGAGAGGAGAUGGACUUACUAGUUGAAGCAGACCAACCUGGUAAUCAGCUAGAUGAUUACAUUACCAAAUUGAAUGCCAUCCUUGCUCAGAAGGCUGCGGGCAUCCGUCAACUGCAAACCCGCUUGGCCCAUUUUCAAAAGCGCUUAAAGGAUCACAAUGUCUUAGUUUCUUCAUCUGGUUACUAGUUUCCAGUGGAAACCACCCAGUCCAUUGUUCCUUCGAAGGUAUAUAAGGCAGGAUAUUGGCUCGACUAAUGGUUUCGUCGUCCAAUGUUUGGUCAAUACUCACAACGUGGGUAGGAAGUCGGGAGACCUUUUCUUUUAUUGGUCUCUGCUGCAGCUCAUUGCUGCCCGGACUGGAUUUCUGUAUCUCUGAUGUUCUUCAACCGGAUUUGAUGUUGGAGCAUCUUUGAGGGUCAAGCAUUUGAUAAUUCUGCAUCUCUGAUUUACAGGGAGUUUGAGCAUGUCCUAAUGUACUUGCGGUUGGCCUGCUCUGUAAAGAUUAUCAGUUCUCUUAUUUGUUUAUGAAAUGAUUUUUUU